GUGUCCGCCCAGGGCCGCAGCGCAGCGGAGGAGAAACGCGAUAGGAGGCAGCAGCUGGCCUCCCACCACCCUAAAAAUAAUCCAGUCGCCUGCUGCUGACCCGGGAGGAAAACUUGUCGUCCCGUGGAGUGCGUGAGCUCCUCGGCUUGCUACAGAGAGAUCCCCAACCACUCUGAGGAGUCACUGGCUGACGUCUGUGUUCUAGUUUGAAAUUUACAUCUUCAGAGGGUGAGCAGGCGGUUGGUAGCUCAAGUGCACCAGUAGGGGGACUAAAAGCUGGAGCCAAAGCCAAGGUUAAUCAAGUAAGAAGAAAUGAGCCUUUCUUUUUGUGGGAACAACAUCUCCUCCUACGACAUCUAUUAUGGUGUUCUCCAAAACCCCUGCUUUGUGGACGCACUCAACCUGGUCCCGCAUGUCUUCCUGCUGUUUAUCACCUUUCCAAUACUGUUCAUUGGAUGGGGGAGCCAAAGCUCAAAAGUGCAAAUUCAUCACAACACGUGGCUUCAUUUUCCCGGACACAACCUGAGAUGGAUUCUGACGUUUGCACUCCUGUUUGUGCAUGUUUGUGAGAUAGCAGAAGGCAUCGUUUCAGACUCGCAUCGGGCAUCCAGGCAUCUCCACCUUUUCAUGCCGGCUGUGAUGGGAUUUGUUGCCACAACAACGUCCAUCGUCUAUUAUCAUAAUAUUGAAACUUCAAAUUUCCCUAAAUUACUUUUAGCUUUAUUCCUGUACUGGGUAAUGGCCUUUAUUACAAAGACGAUAAAGUUGGUCAAAUACUGGCAGUUGGGGUGGGGAGUGUCAGACCUGCGCUUCUGCAUCACAGGAGUGAUGGUCAUCUUGAAUGGGCUCCUGAUGGCUGUGGAGAUCAAUGUCAUCCGGGUCAGAAGAUAUGUUUUCUUCAUGAAUCCCCAGAAAGUGAAGCCUCCAGAAGACCUCCAGGACCUGGGCGUGAGGUUCCUCCAGCCAUUUGUGAAUUUACUGUCCAAAGCUACUUACUGGUGGAUGAACACACUUAUCAUAUCAGCUCACAAGAAGCCUAUUGAUCUGAAGGCGAUUGGAAAGUUGCCGAUAGCGAUGAGGGCGGUGACAAAUUAUGUCUGCCUAAAGGAAGCCUAUGAAGAGCAGAAGAAAAAGGCUGCCGAUCAUCCGAAUCGGACUCCCUCCAUAUGGCUGGCCAUGUACAGAGCUUUUGGGAGACCAAUCCUGCUGAGCAGCACAUUCCGGUACUUGGCCGACUUGCUGGGGUUUGCUGGUCCUCUUUGUAUAUCUGGAAUAGUCCAGCGAGUAAAUGAAAAGACUAACACAACGAGAGAAAUGUUUCCAGAGACCAUCUCAUCGAAGGAAUUUCUGGAAAACGCCCAUGUGCUGGCUGUCCUGCUCUUCCUGGCCCUUAUCCUACAGAGGACAUUUCUGCAGGCUUCCUACUACGUGACCAUAGAGACUGGCAUCAACCUCCGAGGGGCUCUGCUGGCUAUGAUAUACAAUAAAAUCCUUCGGCUCUCGACUUCUAACCUAUCCAUGGGCGAGAUGACCCUGGGACAGAUCAACAACUUGGUUGCCAUAGAAACCAAUCAGCUCAUGUGGUUCUUGUUCCUGUGUCCCAAUCUGUGGGCCAUGCCUGUUCAGAUCAUAAUGGGGGUGAUCCUGCUCUAUAACUUGCUCGGGUUGAGUGCACUGGUUGGCGCUGCGGUCAUAGUGCUCCUUGCACCGAUUCAGUACUUCAUUGCCACGAAGCUGGCAGAGGCUCAGAAGAGCACUCUGGAUUAUUCCACUGAGAGGCUGAAGAAGACAAAUGAGAUACUGAAGGGCAUCAAGCUCCUUAAGCUGUACGCCUGGGAGCACAUUUUCUGCAAGAGCGUGGAGGAGACACGAAUGAAGGAGCUCUCCAGCCUCAAAACCUUCGCGCUCUACACAUCGCUUUCCAUCUUCAUGAACGCCGCAAUUCCCAUCGCAGCUGUUCUUGCGACGUUUGUGACACAUGCGUAUGCCAGUGGAAACAACCUGAAGCCUGCAGAGGCCUUCGCCUCUCUGUCUCUCUUCCACAUCCUCGUCACACCACUCUUCCUGCUGUCCACGGUGGUCAGAUUCGCAGUCAAAGCCAUCAUCAGUGUUCAAAAGCUGAAUGAGUUUCUCUUGAGCGAUGAGAUUGGUGAGGACAGCUGGAGGGCCGGGGAGGGCACACUGCCUUUUGAGUCCUGUAAGAAGCACACCGGAGUGCAAUCAAAACCGAUAAACAGGAAGCAGCCUGGAAGGUCCCACCUGGACAGCUACGAGCAAGCACGGCGCCUUCGGCCCGCUGAAACGGAAGACAUUGCCAUAAAGGUGACAAAUGGAUACUUUUCAUGGGGCAGUGGUUUAGCUACAUUGUCCAAUAUUGACAUUCGAAUUCCAACAGGUCAGCUGACCAUGAUUGUAGGCCAAGUGGGUUGUGGGAAAUCAUCUCUUCUCCUUGCCAUCCUUGGUGAGAUGCAGACCCUGGAAGGAAAAGUUUACUGGAACAAUGUAAACGAAUCUGAGCCUUCUUUUGAAGCAACCCGAAGCAGAAGCAGGUAUUCUGUGGCUUACGCUGCCCAGAAGCCUUGGCUCCUAAAUGCUACAGUUGAGGAAAAUAUCACUUUUGGAAGUCCUUUCAACAGACAGAGGUACAAGGCUGUCACCGAUGCCUGCUCUCUUCAGCCAGACAUUGAUUUGUUACCAUUUGGAGACCAAACUGAAAUCGGAGAGAGGGGCAUCAACCUGAGUGGGGGUCAGAGGCAGAGAAUCUGCGUGGCACGGGCACUCUACCAAAACACCAACAUUGUCUUCUUGGAUGACCCAUUCUCUGCCCUGGACAUCCACCUGAGCGAUCACUUGAUGCAGGAAGGAAUCCUGAAGUUUCUCCAGGAUGACAAGAGGACGGUUGUUCUUGUGACUCACAAGCUGCAGUACCUGACACACGCUGACUGGAUCAUAGCCAUGAAGGACGGGAGUGUGCUAAGGGAAGGGACUUUGAAAGACAUUCAGACCAAAGACGUGGAGCUUUAUGAACACUGGAAAACCCUCAUGAAUAGACAGGAUCAAGAAUUAGAAAAGGACAUGGAAGCAGACCAAACAACACUGGAGAGGAAGACUCUCCGAAGAGCCAUGUAUUCGAGAGAGGCCAAAGCACAGAUGGAGGACGAAGAUGAAGAGGAAGAAGAAGAGGAAGAUGAGGAUGAUAACAUGUCAACGGUGAUGCGGCUCAGGACGAAGAUGCCCUGGAAGACCUGUUGGUGGUACCUCACUUCAGGAGGGUUUUUUCUGCUCUUCCUCAUGAUCUUCUCCAAGCUUUUGAAGCACUCGGUGAUUGUGGCUAUAGACUACUGGCUUGCGACGUGGACAUCCGAAUACAGUAUAAACCAUCCUGGGAAAGCUGACCAGACCUUCUACGUGGCUGGGUUCAGCAUCCUCUGUGGGGCAGGCAUUUUCCUUUGCCUCGUCACCUCCCUCACUGUGGAAUGGAUGGGUCUCACAGCCGCCAAGAACCUCCACCACAAUCUCCUCAACAAGAUAAUUCUUGGGCCAAUAAGGUUCUUUGAUACCACACCACUGGGACUGAUCCUCAAUCGGUUUUCUGCUGAUACUAACAUCAUCGACCAGCAUAUCCCUCCGACCUUGGAGUCGCUGACACGCUCUACGCUGCUCUGCCUGUCUGCUAUUGGAAUGAUCUCCUAUGCUACACCCGUGUUUCUCGUCGCCCUUGCCCCCCUGGGUGUAGCCUUUUAUUUCAUCCAGAAAUAUUUCCGGGUUGCCUCUAAGGAUCUCCAGGAACUGGAUGACAGCACCCAGCUCCCCCUGCUUUGUCACUUCUCAGAAACAGCUGAAGGGCUCACCACUAUCCGGGCCUUCAGGCAUGAAACCAGAUUCAAGCAACGCAUGCUCGAACUGACAGACACAAACAACAUUGCCUACUUAUUUCUCUCAGCAGCCAACAGAUGGCUGGAGGUCAGGACGGACUACCUGGGAGCGUGCAUUGUUCUGACAGCCUCCAUUGCAUCCAUUAGCGGCUCUUCCAGCUCUGGACUAGUGGGCUUGGGCCUUCUGUACGCCCUCACGAUAACCAAUUACCUGAAUUGGGUUGUAAGGAACUUGGCAGACCUGGAAGUCCAGAUGGGUGCAGUGAAGAAAGUGAACAGUUUCUUGACUAUGGAGUCUGAGAACUAUGAAGGCACCAUGGAUCCUUCUCAAGUCCCAGAGCACUGGCCACAGGAAGGCGAGAUCAAGAUUCACGAUCUAUGUGUCAGAUAUGAAAAUAACCUGAAGCCCGUUCUGAAACAUGUCAAGGCUUACAUCAAACCCGGGCAGAAGGUGGGCAUCUGUGGUCGAACUGGCAGUGGGAAGUCCUCCUUAUCUCUGGCUUUCUUCAGAAUGGUCGACAUAUUUGAUGGCAAGAUAGUCAUUGAUGGGAUAGACAUCUCCAAACUGCCCUUGCACACGCUCCGCUCCAGGCUGUCCAUCAUUCUCCAGGACCCAAUCCUGUUCAGCGGCUCUAUCAGGUUUAACUUGGAUCCUGAAUGCAAGUGCACAGAUGACAGGCUUUGGGAGGCUCUAGAAAUUGCCCAGCUGAAGAAUAUGGUCAAAUCUCUGCCCGGAGGCUUAGAUGCCACUGUCACCGAAGGUGGUGAGAACUUCAGUGUUGGACAGAGACAGCUGUUCUGCCUGGCCAGGGCCUUUGUUCGAAAGAGCAGUAUACUCAUCAUGGAUGAAGCCACUGCCUCCAUCGACAUGGCCACGGAAAACAUUUUGCAGAAAGUAGUCAUGACAGCCUUUGCGGAUCGCACAGUCGUAACCAUAGCUCAUCGGGUUCACACCAUUCUGACUGCAGACCUGGUUAUUGUGAUGAAGAGAGGAAACAUUUUGGAAUAUGACACCCCAGAAAGCCUCUUGGCCCAGGAAGAUGGAGUAUUUGCCUCGUUUGUCCGUGCAGACAUGUGACAGGAUUGUCUCGCAACAGCACAUGUACUUCAAUGCCUACUGUCGGCCCACCUGAGGGGUCUUCACCUUUGCCUUCGUAGGGUGGUACCAUAAACUUCGACAGAUUUCUGUGUGGAAAGUCGAGAUUUCUAUUUCCUGUUUUGGUCUAACAGUUUCUGAGAUACACGUCUUGUAGGGUCAUUGUGAAUAUUUUACUACCAUCAGUCCACACUCGGAAAAUAGGCUAUGUUAAACCAUGCUAGCAACCUUAAGAGGUAAAUCCAUUUAAGAGAAGUCUGGUUGAUGUCUGUCAGGCAUGGGAGCUAAAAUGAGUAGUCUGUGUUACUACACAGACUUACUUGGAAGACCAGCACUGCCUUGCUGUUGAUGUGCCCAUGUAGCAGGGUAAAAGAAAUUUCAUUUUCUAACAAAAUACUCACAUUCAUGAUCUACUGUAGGAGAAUAUUUUCUAUGCAUUUAACAUUAUUAAUAUUGGUUUUAACUUUUUCCCUUUUAAAUCAUUUCCUGUUACCAAGAAACUAUCACAUUUUUAGUAGCUCUAUAAAGCUAACCCCUCACAAAAGAAAGAUCACCAAAAGAGAUUGUAUAUUUGAAAACAUUACACUUGUAUCCGUUUUCCUCUGUUCAAUAAAGAGAAAGUUCAAGUUAGCUUCAGUCCUUCAGCAAUAGGCAACCUAGGUCUUCUAGAGUUUAAUUCUUUAUCAGACAGGCAAUGACUCUGAACCCUGAAAUGCUAUAUUAUUUAGGACCCAAAAGAAAAUAGAUAAAUGGCCUUAUCUGGUACACACAUACACACACACACACGCACACACAAUUUUCACAGCAUAUCUUGGCUUUAUGCUAAUCUUGGCAUGUGCACAUUCCUCAAAGGUACCAGAUAUUCCCUACCAUCCAUCUCUGUGGGAAGAUAGAAAUAGCUCACACUCUGAAGUUACAUAGGUAGCAAGUGUUUAUUUUUACUUGGGCAAAUUUCAGUGAUAGGCAUUUAUAUCACACAUGUGAUCAUUUGUCCUGUUCUAAUUAUGAAGAGUGUACCAGAAGUCUGUGUGAUAUUAGUGUCACAUUUCAUUCAAAUGCCAAUUAAUAAAGCAAAACUGACUGAAGUGACCUCCCCUGGUAUUCCAGCAUCCACGGUUUCUGUAACCUUUAACCAUCGGACAUGAGCAUUUCUGAAUUUCAUAUAAGGGUCUUCACAGAAAGUACAUGUUCCUUCCCCAUGGUUCCUGUACUCAUUUUAUUGUGUUGUUUAUUCUGUUUCACGACUUGCAGUUCUUGUGCAUCAGGAACUAUCAAGGUGCCUUCAUGGAUAUAGAAUGUAACAUAAGAAAAAUGUUCAUAAAGAUGGGCAGAAAUGGUCCAGAUUGCUUAGCUUAAAUAGUUACAUUUUCUUCUGUAUCUAAAACUUCAUUAGAAGAAAGUAAUAGUAUUAUUUGAAGAAAGCCAGUAAAUCACAGCCAUUACCAAUAAGUUCAACCUCAAAGCACUUCAUAAAAAUCUGACUAAUCUACUAAAAAAAGCAGGUGUGAAAGGCUCUGUUGGGGCUGAAUAUCAUGAUGGUUGUCAUCAAGCAAGCCCUCCUUCUUACAUAGAAAGAGCAUCCACCUACAGAAGUCGCCCCUCAGUGUAGCCCACUGCACCACCUUGUGCACAAGUGACUUUUGGUUCCUUGAACCUUUUACUUACUUGAGGUGAGAAAAUGUUUGAUAAUCUGCAAAACGAAACCAACCAAAUGAAAUCGGGGCCACAUCUCAGUCGAUCUGGCAUUGCUUUGCUUGUGUUACCGCUGAUGAGAGAAAUGCGCUUUUACUAAAACCUUAAGAAAAGAAAAUAAUCUCAACAGAACUAAAUUUUAUAUUGAUCUUACCAAAUCAACCCCACACAUAUUUAUUCUAACUGUAAAAAGCAAUAAAUGCAAAAAGAAAGAAAAGAAAAAGUGUGAGUAAGGAUCGUUUUCCUCAAAGGUUAUCCCCCUCGCCCCUGUUAUUUCUCAUGAUUCAUCAAUAUCUAGGUUAGGUAUUGAAAGAUCUAAGCAUCUGGUACUAUGGUCAGGACCAUAUCCUGUCCAUCUUUGGGCCCUUGGCACUAAAACAAGUGUGUAGAUCCAGAUAAAUAAAGUAAUUGCUCCAUUGACUUUUAUUUUUUUUAACUGCUAGUCAUGUGGCUGUAACUAUGGGUUGCCCUUUAUUACUCCUUGAUAUGCUUAUUCUAUUUAUUCUCAGUAUAUUAAAUCUGUUUAUUAUGUACACUGGAUGUUUACUCUCUAUAGUACAUGAGAACAUAUUGGCUUACCUUAUACAAUAAAUUAGUCCUUUUGUUUACUCAA
Mus pahari (shrew mouse) is the source of this 7276-nucleotide messenger RNA. It is a transcript of the gene Abcc9, whose product is annotated as ATP binding cassette subfamily C member 9. The record is from RefSeq and is a predicted model, not a curated record. NCBI's taxonomy places the organism in Eukaryota, Metazoa, Chordata, Mammalia, Rodentia, Muridae. Gene Ontology annotation, molecular function: sulfonylurea receptor activity; ATP binding; ATP hydrolysis activity. Gene Ontology annotation, cellular component: membrane. Gene Ontology annotation, biological process: transmembrane transport; potassium ion transport. The coding region runs from base 313 to 4953 and encodes 1546 amino acids. The transcript is spliced from 40 exons.